Messenger RNA from Entrophospora sp. SA101, 5844 nucleotides. Lineage: Eukaryota; Fungi; Glomeromycota; Glomeromycetes; Entrophosporales; Entrophosporaceae. The record is from the annotation of a GenBank genome assembly.
AUGUUAAAAUUUACGGGACCUUUUGAAGAGGAUAAUGAAAAUGUACUCUCAAAAUUAUUUCAACGUGUAAAAAGUUCUUUUAAUGUUUCUGGUGGUGAUAAUUCAACAACAACUUGUGCACCUACGCAAGUUAUGACCAAAAACACCACCGAGACCAUAAACAACGCUACUCUUAAUAACAACAAAACUAGUAGUAGUAACGUAAUUUCCGCAAUUUCCACUAAUGCAAAUAACACAAUUAACAGAAACCAAGAAAAUGGCAAUAGUCCACCAACAAAACCUCCUUCACUUUUAUUGCCCGAUAAAGAAAACAAGGGUUUUGUUCAAGGUGCUACGCCUGCACCACCUGUCAUUUCUUUAGAAGCUGCAUUAUUUGAUAAUGCCCCUGCAUUUUUAUUAGAUUCAGAACUUAUGAUACAAGAUCAUUCAACCAAUUUAGAUGAUUCUAGCAGUUUAUUGUCCAACAAGUCUAGUACAUUAUUUGAUCAACAAGAUCAAGUCAGAUAUUUGAAUGAUGUAUCAGUAAGAUCACUUCAAACUAGCGCAUCACCAGUUAAUAAAAAAAAUUCUGUCAGUAAAGCUAUUCGCAGAAUACGUGGUGAGGGUGUCAAUAGAGAUUAUUGGAUGGCUGAUGAUACUUGUAAAGAAUGUUAUGAUUAUUCUGAUAUUGAAUCAGAUAUAAGACAAAGUGAUAAAAAUGAUUUCUCACUUAUGAUACCUCAAAGACAACUUCAAUCACCAACAAUGUUGUCAGAUAAUUAUAAUGUCAUUAAUCCCAAUAAUUCCCAAUCAGAAUUUUCUUACUCGUUGGCGACAUCUUCAACACCUAGUCUUGUGUAUCAAGAAACUCCAUCCCCUGAUACAAUUUCAAUCAAUGACGGCUUCAAAAAAAUGAUUGUGGCUGGUUCCUCAUUGUUUAUGACAAGAUCUAGAUCAAACACAACCCUAGAUGACAUUCCUGCACUCUUGCCAUCAUCCGCACCAUUUAGACAUAGUAUACCAGAAGAUAAAAUAACUCCUGCUGCAAAUCCUGAGGCUGUGUUGGAUCCUGACAUUGCUCCAUUCAUGAGUAGUGAUGAUGAGGAUAACGUUAAUUAUGAUUCGCUAACCAACCAAUCUUAUAUUUCUGCUAAUUCGAAUCUUAAUAAUGGUAAUAAUGAUCCUGCUAUUCUGUCAUCUACUGUUGAAGAAUAUGCUGGAAGCGACGAUGAAUAUUGCGAUUAUAACAGAUCGCAAGCGAAGAAUUUACAAAAACUUCAAAUUCACACAAAAGAUAAAAAUCCUCCUUUAAAUCAUAGAAGAAGUCUUUCUAUUACUCGUUCAACUCGUUCUUUGAAAAGAGGUGGUUUUCUACAAAUGGAUUCAAGGCCCUCAUCACCUCUUAACAUUCGCCAUAACAGAUCAGCCUCAAUCCCUGUAAAAAUUGAAAUAAAUCCUGUUUCUCUGCAACACAUGAGACGAUUUUUACGUCAGUUUCUUCAAGAAUUUCAGAUAGAUUUAUCUGAAGGAUGGGAAAAUGUUAUAAUGAAAUUAAUGAUGAAAGUGGCCGAUAAUUUAAAUCCAAAUGUUCGUGGUGGUGAUGAAAUUGAUAUUCGUCAUUACGUUAAAAUUAAAAAAAUUCCUGGAGGAGCACCUCAAGACUCGGAAUAUGUGCAUGGAGUUGUGUGUACAAAAAAUCUGGCACAUAAAAAUAUGGCACGUUCUCUUCUAAAUCCUCGGAUACUCAUAUUAACUUUUGCCUUGGAGUAUCAUAGGGUUGAAAAUCAAUUGAUGUCUUUAGAUCCUGUGAUUGCUCAAGAGGAAGAACACUUAAAAAAUCUAGUUGCUCGUAUUUCUGCAUUGGCACCUCAUUUAGUCUUGGUUGAAAAAACUGUUGCUAGAAAAGCUUUACAGUUUUUGUUGGAAAAAAAUAUAUCUGUUGCAUUAAAUGUCAAAUCAUCUAUUAUAGAAGCUGUUUCUCGUUGUUCAAGAGCAGACACUAUAUCAAUCGAAAAGUUAAACAUGGCGCCAAAAUUAGGGAAAUUUGGUUCAUUCUCUGUUAAAACUUUUGUUCAUCAACUUAUUCCAGGUAAAAGAAAAACCUAUUUAUAUUUUGAAAAUUGUCCAAGAGAACUAGGUUGCACAAUAGUGUUGCGAGGUGGUGAUAUAGAUACAUUGAGAAAGAUUAAGCAAAUCACCGAUCUUAUGGUUUUUGCGGUUUACAACCUUAAAUUGGAAGCAGCUUUGUUGUCAAAUCAAUUUGCAAGAUUAAAUUAUGAUCUAAGUUUAGCUGAUGGAAAAAAUGAUGAUGAUGACGACCAUGAAAGUAAAUACAUUGGCAUUUUAAAACAGACACAAAAUAUUUUAAGACCAUAUGAAACUAAAAUUUUUUCAGUAUCGCCAUUUAUCAAAUUUCCUCCUCCUUAUUUGCUUACAAAAAUGAUACAAGCUGAACGUAAAUUGGCAAGUUUAAACCAGAAACGUACUUCAGGAUGGCAAUCUAGUUCUUCGAAAGAUAAUGAGAAAUCACAUUCCUCACAACCAAGUAGUGGUAUUCUACGUACACAAGAACAAGUUUGUGCCGAAGGAGUAUUUAAAGAUGCGUAUCUUGAACAUCAAUGUCAGUCUGAAGCAUGGGAAAGUUAUAAAUUUAAUAAUGUUGCUAGUCCCUAUGCCCUUCAAAAUAUCACAAUACUAUUUACGAAAGUUUGUGAAGAAACUCAGAAACCAUGUAUAGGACCUGAAAUUUUGGUCAUGGAAUAUUACAGAGAAUCUGAUCGUACGCUUGGUCAAUAUAUUGAAGACUUGUUUACCAAAUAUGAUUAUAUUUGUCAAAAUUGUGAUAAGCCAAUGUUCCUACACCAUCAAAGUUUUUGUCAUGGAAAUGCCAGAAUCACUGUGCAUCUCAUGGAAUAUGAAAAUUUAGGACACCAUCAUGAUAGACACGAAAAUUGUAUUUUAACAUGGAGUUAUUGCAAAAAAUGCGAAAAAUCAACUCCAGAAAUUCCAAUGUCAGAAGAUGCAUGGAAGUACUCAUUUGGAAAGUAUCUUGAGUUAUCAUUUUAUCAAACAGAAUUAAAAAGUCGCAACGAAAAUUGUCAGCAUGAUGUAUUUAGAGAUCAUGAUAAAUGUUUUACAUUCAAAAAUUUAGUAAUAAAAUUUGAAUAUGAAGCUAUCAAGUUAAUGGAAGUAUAUUCACCACCACGUAUGCACCUAUAUUUUAAACCUGAAGCUCUCAUUCGGCUAAAGAAUCAGGAUUUAGAUACAGUCCGCAAUAAGAUUACAAGUUAUUGGGAUUCUGUAGCCGAUCGAAUCAAAAACUUCGAUUAUGAUCUUGUUCAACCAGAUAAAUUUGAACGUUGUAAACGAGAACUAUUAGAAAUGUCUAGAAGAGUUGUAACUGAAAAGAGAGACACGUUACAAAAACUUCAACAAACAUAUGUGAAUAGCUUGCCUGAGGAUAGAUUGGCAUUGAACAAAGUAAUAUAUCUGCUUCAGGAAAGAGUGACGGCUUGGGAUGAAGAUUUCGGCGAAAUUUCAAGACAAUACUUUCCUCGAUUGACUACAAGACAAUUAAAAAGGUUUUUUGAGGUCAAACAAUAUGUUGUGCCAUUGGAACGUGGUUAUCCUGGCUCGCUUUUGAAUGAUUUACCAUUGAUAAAUAUGGAUACAAAUGAUACUGAUAGAACGGACGAAGAAUUAUUGAAACCAAUAAUAUGUCCAAAAUUGAGCAGCUCUCCCACUAGUGAAUUUUUAUUGAACGAGACAAAGGAUAUUGAAUUGUAUCAUGAAGGUGAAAUUGAAAAUUUGGAAAAUGAUAUCGAAAAGGUCAAUUCACAAAGUUCAAUGUUCCCAUUCAUGGAUCCUAAAAUUUCAAGACGUUUAUCAAUGAAAUGGAUGAAAGAGUCUAAAGCUUCUCAACCAUCAAAAAAAUCAAAAAAUGCAUCUGAAUCAAUUUUCACAUCAAUAAUUGAUAAACAAGAGGAUUCACAACUUGAGGUUGAGUUCACGCAAGAGCCAGAAGUAAUCCCACAACUGGUCCCUUCAACAAUAAGAAGAAAAAAGAAACAAUCACAUAAUACCGCUUUCACUAUGUUUGAAAACACGAAAGAAAAUGUAAACGCACCUGUUUUUAAACCAAUUGAACCACUUAUACCAUCUACACCAUCAAUAUCAUCAUCACUUUUCCCUCCAACGCAAACUUCUUCAUUGCCUGUUCAAGUAAAUCAAACCUCGCUUCGUAACAACAAAGAAACCAAAAAGGUUCAAUAUGAUCGCCUUGCGCUAAAAAGGCCAGCACUAAAGAAAAAUCAAAAUUUACUACCUUCAGAAAAAUCAACAACUACACAAAGCAGCAGCAGAGCAUUACAUAAAUCUAGACCACUAAGACAAACUAUCCUAAAAUCAAAGCCUGUUAUUGAGAUAUUCCGUAAUGUUAAUGCGGCAACAGCAGAAGAGUCAGAUGAAGAGUUUGAGAAGGAAGGAGCAGACAAUAAUCGUGAAAAAUUUUUGGAGGACAGAUAUCGAAUUUUUUCAUUGAACACUACAGAUGCCUUUGAUGAAUUAUUGGGAAAUGAAGAAUAUUUUUCGAUUCCUACUCGUGAAGCAUCUGAUGAAUCAUACAUUUAUCAUUCAGCUUUGGCAUUUUUAGGUCCAGAAUUUAACGAACCUUCUACUCAAGCGUCAGAAGAUCAUCAGGACCUUAGUCACAACAAUCCUGGAGUAGUGAUGCCUUUGAUGAGAUCUCUCACAAACUUUUUAACCGAUAGGAAAACCUUUAAACCUUUAAAAUAUCCUCUAAAUCCAAACGAGCAUGUAUUUCCCGAUUCCUCAAUUAUUUUCAGAGAAGAUGAACCUGGGUCUAUUAUUGCAUUUGCUUUAAAUUCACAAGAAUAUGAAAAAAAAUUAAAAUCUAUGCAGUUAAUAAACCAAACUAGUGAAACAUUUAUAACAGAAGAUGAGAAAUUUGGUAGUAGAAGUUCAACUUGGGGACUUUUAAAUGUCGAUGAGAGUGCUAAUUUUGACGAUGGUUUAACUUCACAUAUGAAAUUUCAAUUUUCGGAUAGAUCUACAAAAUUUUUUUGUAAAAUAUUUUGUACAGAAGAAUUUCAUAAUUUACGUCGAGAUUGUGAUUGUGAAGACACAUAUAUACAAUCACUUGCACGAUGUGUUAAAUGGGACUCGUUAGGUGGUAAAUCAGGAUCUGCUUUCUUAAAGACGCGAGAUGAUCGAUUGAUUAUGAAACAAAUGUCUCGUAAUGAGAUGGAUGCUUUCUUGAAAUUUGCUCCAAAAUAUCUUGAAUACAUGUCAAAAACUAAUAAGUCAACUGUUUUAACAAAGAUAUUUGGGUUUUAUCGUAUUGGUUAUAAAAAUGAACACACAGGAAAAAGCAUGAAAAUUGAUGUUAUUGUUAUGGAAAACUUGUUUUACGAACGCAAAGUUUCAAGGAUUUUUGAUUUAAAAGGUUCAAUUAGAAAUCGACGUAUUCGAAUCAUUAAAAACGAAAAUCCAAUAUAUCUUCGAGAACAUGCUAAAAAUUCACUUCGUGAAUCACUUAAUAAUGAUACAACAUUUUUGGCAGAACAUAAUGUUAUGGACUAUUCACUAUUGGUUGGUUUUGAUGAUGAUAAACAGGAAUUGGUUGUUGGAAUAGUUGAUUUCAUAAGAACAUUUACAUGGGAUAAGCAAUUAGAAAGUUGGGUAAAAGAAGCAGGAUUUUUAGGUGGAGGUGGUAAAGAACCGACUAUUAUUUCGCCUAGACAAUAUGGAAAUAGGUUUAAAGAAGCAAUGGAAAAAUAUUUUCUUAUGGUGCCUGAUAGAUGGAUUGACUAUAGAACACUUGAAAAAUUUGAUACAAUUUUUUAA